Molecule: messenger RNA, 2014 nt
Organism: Sinocyclocheilus anshuiensis
Lineage: Eukaryota; Metazoa; Chordata; Actinopteri; Cypriniformes; Cyprinidae
Gene: cept1b
Product: choline/ethanolamine phosphotransferase 1b
Exons: 10
Coding region: 355-1590 (411 amino acids)
Biological process (GO): phosphatidylethanolamine biosynthetic process
Cellular component (GO): Golgi apparatus; endoplasmic reticulum membrane
Molecular function (GO): ethanolaminephosphotransferase activity; diacylglycerol cholinephosphotransferase activity
Source: RefSeq, a predicted model, not a curated record
GCGUUGAGCUGCGCCGGAAGUGACCGACCGGCGGCGUCGCGCUACUAGCAGCUCGCGCUAAACCGUACCGGGACCGACACCGGAGCCGAAACGUUCAGGAUCUCAGCGGACAGAUCGCGCAUCUUCUCCGAAUCUGGAGCUUGUCUGCAGUUGGCGGCGGUGGUGAGGAACCAGGAAGUGCGGCGCGAUCGGCCGUCGUGACGUAAGCUCGAGGUGCUUUUGUUUGGGGGCGUGGCCUGUAGGCGUCUUCUAACUCGCGAUUGGUGAACAGGUGUCCAGCCAUCCUGCUGUGGCUCUGCGGGCGCGCAGUGGGCGGAGUCAGGCUCAGACUCGGGCUGUGAUUGGCUGGGAGUGAUGAGUGGGUGGCGGGGGGGCGUGGCUGUGGUCCGCGAGCGGGGCGUGGAUUCGUCGUGCUGGUUCGCGCCCGGCGCAUUGCGACGUAUGUUCGAGCUGCCGGCGCCGAUCCUGUCACGCCACCAGCUGAAGCGUCUGGAGGAGCAUCGCUACAGCAGCUCGGGACGCUCGCUGCUCGAACCCGUCAUGCAGCGCUACUGGGAGUGGCUGGUGCGCAGGAUGCCGCCCUGGAUCGCGCCCAACCUCAUCACCAUCGUCGGUUUGGCGACGAACAUCUUCACCACGCUAGUGCUGGUGUAUUACUGCCCGACCGCCACCGAACAGGCUCCUCUCUGGGCGUAUCUCCUGUGUGCGGUGGGUCUGUUCGUCUAUCAGUCGCUGGACGCUAUCGAUGGGAAACAGGCGCGACGCACUAACAGCAGUUCACCACUGGGGGAGCUGUUCGACCACGGCUGCGAUUCGCUCUCUACAGUGUUUGUGGUGCUGGGCAUUAGUAUUGCGGUGCAGCUGGGCUCUCACCCCGACUGGAUGUUCUUCUGCUGUUUCUCCGGCAUGUUCAUGUUUUACUGCGCUCACUGGCAGACCUACGUCUCCGGCACGCUGCGCUUCGGCAUCAUUGAUGUGACAGAAGUGCAGAUCUUCAUAAUUCUGCUGUAUCUGCUGGCUGCUGUGGGCGGAUCGGCUCUCUGGCAGUCUCCGAUUCCCGUAAUAAACAUCCAAAUGAAAAUAAUUCCAGCACUUUGCACAUUUAUUGCGGUGGUUUUCUCGUGUACCAAUUACUUCAGGGUCAUAUUUACAGGCGGCGUGGGCAAAAACGGAUCCACUAUAGCGGGUACGAGCGUGUUAUCGCCCGUUCUGCACAUCGGCUCGGUUAUCGUCCUCGCUAUGAUGAUUUAUAAGAAAUCAACCGUCCAGCUGUUCCAGAAACACCCCUGUCUGUAUAUUCUGGCCUUUGGCUUCGUUUCGGCCAAAAUCACCAAUAAACUAGUGGUGGCUCACAUGACGAAGAGUGAGAUGCAUCUUCACGACGCGGCGUUUCUGGGUCCCGGCCUGCUGUUUCUCGAUCAGUAUUUCAACAGCUUCAUCGACGAGUAUCUGGUGUUAUGGAUUUCUCUGAUUCUGUCCCUGUUCGAUCUGGUGCGCUACUGCGUGAGCGUCUGCAACGAGAUCGCGUCUCACCUGCACAUCUGCGUCUUCAAGAUCAAGCCACAGAGCACAGCGGAGGCCGUCGAGUGACCCCUGACAUAUGGUUUCAUCUUCCUGCACUUUCAGCCUCAUACUAAACCAGAGCCAAUGCAUCCUGAUUUACACCAUUCUGCGCUUAGACUGAAGGAAGAAUUCAGGAAGAAAUUAAAAUGUGCUUAAAUUCUUCAUCAGGGUUGGAGAAAUAUAGUGCAGUGAAUGGGUGCCGUCAGAAUGAGAGUCCAAAAAGCUGAUAAAAACAUCACAGUAAUCCACAAGUAAUCCAUGUAAUCUUGUAAUCCAAUAAGUACUUCGAUUAAUCUUGAGAAGACAAAAGCUGCGCAUUUGUAAGAAACAAAUCCAUCACUAAGGUGUUUUUAACUAAAAUACGAGUCAAAAUCCAUAGUAACCCUAUAAAAAGUCUGAAUCAGGAGAGAAAUCUGCACAGAUCUUUCUUUUGUCUUCUCCAGAUGUUAAC